This is a messenger RNA of Styela clava, 5762 nucleotides long. NCBI's taxonomy places the organism in Eukaryota, Metazoa, Chordata, Ascidiacea, Stolidobranchia, Styelidae. The record is from RefSeq and is a predicted model, not a curated record.
UUGUCCUAAUACACCUAGAACCUAAUUAUUCAAAGCGGACAAAAACCUCUUUGAGACUUUCGAAUAUGAUUAUCAAUUAUUAAAAAGUUUUUCUAAUUUCUAGGUUAAACUUUGACAUGUACAUCUUAGUAGUAGAUUUUCAAAUAUAAAAAAAUUGUACUAUGUUAAUGUGACCAUGGAUGUACACGACAGACAACAUCUUACAAAGCUAUAUAUUUCUAAUAUUCCCAGACAGUUGUACAGCUAUUCAAAAUUACGGCAACAUUUUGAAAGGUUUGGAAAGGUGAAAACACUCUUUUUAAAUGACAAUAAAAAGUUUGGACAUGUGACAUUCUAUAAUCAUGAAAAUGCCAAAAAAGCAUUGGAUAGAGCUUCUUACUUUGAUGACAAUUGGAAACUGGUGAUACAAUGGUGGGAAAAUUACUCUCAAAGAAGACCUAGGAAUUCAAGAGAAAAUGGUGACAAAAAAAUGACAGGAAAUGAUGAACAUUCAAGUUCCAUUUCUACUCGAAAAUUUUCAUCAUUGCCUCUUACAUCUUCAUAUAAAGGUAAUGCAACACCCUUACAUGAUGGGUUAGAGAAGGCAAAUAAUGAAGCUGCCUCAAGCAUGGCUGGACUAAAUAUAAUAUCACCAUUGUAUUGGAAAAAUAUUGAUAUUCUUCCUGCACCUGUUGGAACAAGAUGUCUUCUUGUUAAUAACACUGAUGAAUUUCUGCCUCCUCAAAAUAUAAAGAUGCAUUUUGAAAACAAAAGAAGAUCUGGCGGUGGACCAGUACAAAGCAUUGCAAGAUUGGUUGAUGGAAUAUUGGUGGUUUUUAAAAAUGAAUCAGACUGUAAAUCAGCUUUAUCAAGAAGAGAUCAUACAAUUGAUGGAACCCCAAUCAAAAUUUAUCAGAAGUUAAUUCCUGGAUACUAUGAAGAUCGUUUUAUUGUCUCAAAUAUCCGAGACAACACAAUAACUGAUACUUUAGAGCUGUAUUUGGAAAGUUGUUCAAAAAAUGAAACAUGUCCUUCAGUUUGUGACAAAACAGAUUAUGCGGGUGUAUUUCAGAUUCAAUAUGGAAAAGAGUUUGGCACAUCAGAGACAGCAGAUUUAUUGAAGAACAUUAAUUCAAAGCCACUUGAAGGACAAAAUUUGAAGGCAUCCAGAUUACUUCGAACUGAUUGUUUGAAAGUAUCAAAUCUUCAUCCAGAUAUAUCUAAUCAUGUGAUUCAACUAUUUUUUGAAAAUAAAAAACGUUCAAGUGGCGGAACUGUUACAAAAGUUGAUCGAUUGCAGAAUCAUCUUGCAUUAGUUUAUUUCGCAUCUUUUGAAGAUGCAGAGAAUGUAGCUGAAAGAUUUAAAGGGUCGAGUUCUGAGCCAGCCUUGAUUCAAAAACAAAAAGUAAAUGUGAAACUCUACUUUCACUGUUUUGAAAAUAUUCAUGAAAGAAGAAAUUCAGCAGUGAGAUGUGAGAAUACUUCACAAACUCCAAACAGAAAUAAGAGUGAACAGACAAAAGAAAAAACAGAGCACCGCCGACCUUUAUUGUCACCCUUCUAUCGGAACAUUGGCACAGAUGAUCUGAAUAUACAAUUUAUAUGCAGCACUCCAGUGCAUAGAAAAAAAUUUGAGGAGAGAUGCAAAGAGUUUGCAUCCGUUCAAAUUUCAUGGAAAGGAAAUCUUGUGAAGAAAAUAACAUUCAAGCCAAAGAAUCAAACUGGAACGCAUAAAGAUUUUAAUUUAAAGUGCCAAAAUGAAAUUUCAAACUUCGUCCUCAACUAUACAAGUUUUAUCAAAGAAUUUGAUGAAGACAUUCUUGAAAGGGGUAGGAAUAUGAAAGUUUGUCCAGAAGUCUCAAAGUCAUUUACAGCACAUAAGGAAGAAUCUGAUGUGAAAAUAAGGUGGAUUAAAAACAGACUGGAAGUUACUGGGCUAAAACAAGCAUCAUCACAGAUGUUGAAACACAUUACAAAAAGUUUGUCUUUUUCUUCUGUGAAGAUGCAAAUUAAAGCAGACCAAUAUGAGAUUUUGAAUGACUGCAAAAUAUUGGAUGAAGUCAGUCUCACACACAAGACUGUUCAUAUGAGUAAUGAACCUGAAACAAAAACAAUAUCAAUAUCUGGACCUGAACUAGAUGUAGCAAAUUUCCAGACUAAGACUUUUAUUACACUAAAUAUGAUGGAGAAAGUACGACUGGAACUUUUAAACAUCCAGUUGAGAUCUUUUUUGAUACAAUCUAUACAAGACCGUUCAAAUGUUAUUUCUGUUAUUCAAGAAAACUUCAAGCAGGCUGAUAUAAAAGCGACUUUACAGACAUAUGAAGGUGAAGUUUUUGUCAUAGCAAAGACACUUGUAGAUUGUCAAAAUGCAGAAAACAUCGUGAGACGUCUUUUGAUAUUAUCAAUAGUUACAGUAGAAGAUUGGUCAAUUGUCACAUCAAGUGCUUGGCUAGACUUCAAGAAGUCUCUGAAAUUAAAGAAUUUGGAACUAAUAGAAGAGCAAACCCUAAAAAGAAUAUCAUUGUGCGGCUUUAGCAAUCAAGUUGCAGAGAUAGAGCAGAAAAUUGAAAAAUAUAUUGAAAAAAACAGGACAAUGUCUAGAUUAUAUCCCAUGAAAUAUGGAAAGGCAAAAUUCAUUCUUGAGAAAACUGCAUAUUUAACAAAUAUUAUGGGCAUUUCUUGCUGUGUAAGCAAUUAUAAUGGCGGAGGUAUAUUAAUAAAAGGAUUGAGCAAAUCUGUUGAGAAUGCAAUAGAGAACAUCAGACAAGCACUAAAAACUGUCAUUGAAACAAAGGAGACUUUUUCUGAAUACAAAGUUUGGGAAUAUUUCAAUGAAACAGAAGGAAAAUCUUUUAUUUCAGAAACAGAAAACUUUUGCCAAUGCGUCAUUUUGACCUCAUUUAACAAGGAAGACAAGAGAACUAAUAGUACAGACUUAUGCAGAACAACAUCACCAAGAUUUCUGCAGUGCAAAGUUACUCUGGUGGAAGGCGACAUAACAGAUCAAAGGGCCAGCGAAAUUUGGGUGUAUGCCACAGCUCCGGAAUAUCUUAUUAAAAUGAAUGGAUCCGCUAUAUCAAAGGCACUAUCAAGGGCAAUGCGUCUGGAUGAGUCGAUGUUUGCUGAACCCUAUUUUGCUGGAGAUGUCCUGGAGACAACGGGAGGAUGUUGGGAUGCAGAAAUUUAUCAUGCUUUGAUAACAUAUUAUGAUGAAAAAACUGCCAAAGAUCUUAUUCAAAAGAUUGUUAUGGAAUGCUUGCAAAACGCAAAUUAUUCUGAAUACAGUUCUAUAUGCUUCACUGCAAUCGGAACGGGAGGUUAUGGAUACCCUGCUUCAUCAGUUGCAAACUGGAUGAAGGAGACAUUCAUGAAAUUUUAUGGACAAUAUCUGAGAAAUAUUUUUAUUGUCCUUUUUCCCAAAAAUACUGAAGUUAUAAAGGCAUUCAAAGAUGUGUUCAGCACACCGUUUGAAAUUCUGACAGAAUACAAAGAAAAUCUGAAUAGUAAGCAAUGCUCUGCUACAAAAAUAGGAUCAAUCAUGGUGUCAGUCUACUGUGGUGAAGCUGCAAAUGAACGUAGUGACAUUGUAGCAUCAGUGCACAAGCUAGAGUCAUUUAAGCUACCCUGCAAAAAGUGGAUUGAAAUACAUCAACAAAAGACUUCUGAAGAAGUUCGAAACAAAAUGUUGUCUUUGUUGAAGUUGACAUCAGAUCAAAACUUUUCAUCUAUUUCUGUGUGUGGACUUUGUAGCGAAUAUUAUAAUAAUGAUGAGGAUGAUGCAUCAGCAAUUAGAGUUGCCAUUGAAACAUUUGCUAAACUUUACACUCAAACAUCAGUUACCUACAUCAACCUCGUUACAGCUCAUAAACAGGGGUUAAAAACUUUAAAAGAUGGGAUUUUCAUGAAAACGAGUGAAGUAAUCUCUGAUAUACCAGAUCUCGGCAUUCCAAAUUGGUUGUUGCCUGUUCCAUUAAAAUAUACCUUUGAUGUCUAUAUUUAUUCUAAUUCAAGUGAAAACAAUGUGAAGGCUUAUGCUAUGCUCAGAAGCAAAGUAUCCAAGGAAAUAAUUAAAGAUGACACCAUUUGUCGCCUGACAUCAUGGGAAAGAAAAAGGAUUCAAGAAAUUGAGAAAGAUUUAAAAAUAACAAUUUCUUACUCAAAUUCAUCACAAUAUUUAUAUGGCAAAAAAGAUCAAAUCACAGUUGAAGGACUGAAAACUGAUGUAAGCAGAGCUCAUGAUUCAAUAAAGAGUAUUUUGCAAGAUUUUGUCGCCGCAGAAACAUGCGCAACUUUUGUUAAGUGGCAAAAACUAUCUUCUCACUCAAGCAAGACUCAAUGGACUGAUCUACCACUGCAUGCAAAUUAUGCGGUAGAAAAAGCUUAUAAGGAAUGGGUCACUAGAAGCAAAUCCAAUUAUGCAAAUAGCAUCACUACCUCUUCAAUAUUUGUUCAUACAAUACAAGAUCUAUAUCAAAUUGAUUUUGAAAAAGUUGAAGCCGACCCAAGUGGUCUGAAAUCUACUGGAAUAAGAAGAAAAAUUAUUGAACAAGCAAAAUCACACAUGGACUUUCCUGCCCACUGGGACAUAGUUGCCGGCUCCACCACAUUCGAGAAAAUUCGUCUGAGCUCUGCUACAUCCGAAUAUAAAAUUGUUUUGGGGAAGUUUAAAUCAAGUGGAAUCAAAUUUACAAAAACAAGGAUUUAUAGAAUACAAAAUUCUUCAUUAUACAAGCAAUACAUUGCUAAACGGCAAGAAGUAAAUCAUAAACUCAAACGUUCGAGUUAUCCGAUUGAAAGGGAGUUAUUCCAUGGAACUACUGAAUGGGAAAACAUCAUUCACCAAGGGUUUGAUAAAGGAUUUUGCGGUAAAAAUGCAAUCUCGUUUGGAAAAGGAGCCUAUUUUGCUACAGAAUCAGCAUAUGCGCAUUUGUUUACAAAAGAAAAUAGUAAACGAUUUCGUUUCAUGAUUCUAGCUGAUGUUAUAACUGGAGAAUAUUGCCAAGGAAAACCAGAAUAUAAAGCCCCACCUCCGAAUCCCAGACUUGGAAGUAAAACCGAACUGUACGAUAGCGUCGUGAAUAACAACCAUUCUCCCUCCAUAUUUGUUAUCUUCAAAGAUGCAAGCGCUUAUCCAGCUUAUUUGAUUGCAUAUACAUAAUGAUGUUGUUUUAUUUCAUGUUUUUGUACACAGCACUAUUCUUUGUUAUAAUUAAAACUACAUAACUACCGCAUGCGAAAAUAAUUGGUGGUUCUAUCAAUUAAUUUCUGAAUGAGGAAAGCUUUCAAGAUUCCAUUUCGAGAUUGCUGCCGAGAAUAGAUCAUCACAAUCAUCAAGUUCUAUUUAAUUGCCACAUGCUGCAAAACAGUUCGAAGGUUUUUUUUUGUGCACAAUGUACGUAUACUUCUGCUUUGUACAUGGAACUGUAUAUAUAUAUUGUAUAUAACAUAGACUUUUAAACCAAUUACAAAGCGAAUGACUUGGCUACCAUUAAUUAGCAUAGUAUGGCGUCCAGUCUAGUUUUCAGGCAAUUCUCAUGAAAUGUGUUUAUUUGCUGGAACGUUCUCGGCGUUGAUGGAAUUUAUCAACUAAAGCUUCCUAAAAUCUUUCAUUUCUUGCAAUAUUACUUAUCAUGUAUAUUAUUUAAUAAAAGCCGUAAUUAACAAAUUCUUAAUUUCCUUCAUUACUCACUUUGCUCUCUUGAUUUCAUAAUCAGUUUUCAUUUAUUUGAUUUUUACCGAUCGGUUUGUCGCCUUUCAUGCUGAUUACGGAGUCGAAAUAA